AUGUCGGGCCCCGCGGGCGAAGCCGGCGGUGCAGGAGGGUUCGACUUACUGAGAAGAGCGACGCAGGCCAUGAUGUCAAGCCCAGUGGCGAUAGAAACGGAACCUGGCCCUCCCCAAGCGUUCGCACCAUCAGAACAAGACAUUGCGGAGCCCCAGAGCCCGCACUCACAUCAUCUUGCGGCGGCAACAUGCGCCGCGGGUUCUCGGGCUGCGCCCAGGGGCGGACAGGCUUACCUUAUCAACCAACAAUUCUACAAUGAGCCCGAACCCGUCGGACUCGCCGAGUCUGCCGCGGCAGAGGACGAUGGGUUGGAUCACAUUGGAGUCGAUUCGCCGCGCUCUGGCGUCGCGACUCCGCAGCCUGACCUCCAUGACCGACGGCUGCCCGGCAUCAUGAGCUACUUCAACCAGUUGCAAGCUGCAACGCCGGCCGAGCUGCCACUUGCCCCGGUGGAACCUGCCUUGGGGCCCGGUCCGUCAGAAAACGGUCCUCCGCGCCCCGGCCAUGGCGCGUCGGGGCCUGCCGCAGAGGCAUCGCUCCGGGAAGAAGGCCAGCUGCACACAUAUCCUACACCUCCAGAUUCGCAGCGCUCCUCGCUGCGUAAUUUCCCCAGCGAAUCGUGCAGCCGCAAGUCCGCCGAAGUCACCCCUCCGGUGUCGCGACCGGCCAGCCUGCGUCACCCGAGCAACUCAGACUUCGGCGGAGGCAAAGCGAGGAGAUCUUCUCUGCUGGCACCUCUCACCACCACUGUUGAUACAUCAACCGUAUCAGCCCGGCACCUGUCCAACCCUGCAGCACCCGCAUCUGCGAUUUCUAGCUCCGCCAGCCGGGUGCACCUCGGUCCCAGCGAUGGAGAUCACGUCUCUUACGAGUCUGCCUCCAUGGUACUUCUCAGGAAGAAGCUAACAGAUGUGUCGACUACAAAGAGCGGCGCCUCCACCCCGACUAGGGCUCUUUCCUCGACUCAUCCAUCACAGGAGGAUGUGAGGCACAAAAACGGCGACAGGAUCGACCGGACGGCGACAAGCACGCCAACGUCUCAUGGAGCACACGCGCCCGCUGCGAAGGGCAAGCUCACCAUCAAGGUUUCUGAGGCCAGAGGUUUGAGAAAGUGCCGCGAUCCCUACGUCGUUGUGGUCUUCCAACGAAGCGAGCUCAUCUCCUCCGGUCCGCAUCCUGCUGAGGCUGAUGAUGACGACGCCGCCGUCGCCGCCGUCGCUAUGGGCGGGGUCCCCAUCCAGCGGCAGGGGAGCGAUUCUGGCCGGCCGAUGGCUAUCCCGAUGCGGAGCCGACAAAGCAGCAACACCAGCCUCACCGACUUCAACACUUUCCGCAACCGCCACUCUCGCCGAUCAUUUACCAACCCGAAGUGGGAUGCCGAAGCUCUUGUGGAUAUCUCGGUGUACGGACGCGGCCAAUCCGGGGAGGAAUUCCUGGGCCAUGUCGACUUCGAAGCGGUGAUCUCCGAGAGAGAAGCGCCGGUCCGGGGCUGGUAUGCAUUGAAAGGCCACGCGGAUACCAUGGCCGAAAACGCCCCCACGGGCGAGAUCUACGUCGAAUCCUUCUUCCAACGGGCGGAGAAGAAGCAUUUCGGGCCUGAGGACUUCCAGAUCCUACGGCUCAUCGGCAAAGGCACGUUUGGCCAAGUGUACCAAGUCCGGAAGAAGGAUACCAAGCGCAUCUACGCCAUGAAGGUGCUGUCCAAGAAGGUCAUCGUGCAGAAGAAAGAGGUGGCCCACACGGUCGGUGAGCGCAAUAUCUUGGUGCGCACCGCCAUGUCGGAUUCGCCCUUUAUUGUGGGGCUCAAGUUCUCCUUUCAGACGCCAUCCGACCUCUACCUCGUGACGGACUACAUGUCGGGUGGGGAGCUGUUUUGGCAUCUGCAGAAGGACGGCAAGUUCGAGGAGAAGCGGGCCAAGUUCUACAUCGCCGAGCUCAUCCUCGCCAUCCAACACCUGCAUGAGAACGACAUCGUCUACCGCGACUUGAAGCCCGAGAACAUCCUGCUGGAUGCCAACGGUCACAUUGCGCUCUGCGACUUUGGCCUGUCGAAGGCGAACCUGACCAAGAACGAUACCACCAACACGUUCUGCGGCACAACCGAGUACCUGGCACCCGAAGUGCUCCUGGACGAAAGCGGUUACACCAAGAUGGUGGACUUCUGGUCCUUGGGCGUUCUCGUGUUCGAGAUGUGCUGCGGCUGGAGCCCGUUCUACGCCGAAGACACGCAGCAGAUGUACAAGAAUAUCGCCUUCGGCAAGGUUCGGUUCCCUCGUGACACGCUCUCCGUAGAAGGGCGGAACUUCGUCAAGGGAUUGCUCAACCGGAACCCGAAGCACCGGCUCGGUGCCACGGACGAUGCCGAGGAGCUCAAGAGACACCCCUUCUUUGCCGAUAUCGACUGGGACGCCCUCUCCAAAAAGCUCAUCACCCCGCCGUUCAAGCCGCAGCUGAAGAGCGAUACCGAUGUCUCGUACUUUGAUCCCGAGUUCACCAACGCGCUCAACACCAACGGGUCGCUCAAUGAGCGCGCUGCGGCGCUUGCCAAAGGCUACGCGACGUCCACCCCGCUCUCGCCUUCGGUGCAAGCCAACUUCCAAGGCUUCACCUUCGUCGACGAGAGCGCUCUGGACGACCAUAUGAUGGACCGAUACCACGGCAAGUACGAAGACGAGGAGAUGGACGACGCCGACCGCAAGAAGGAUGACGAUUGGGACGACAUCAACGAUGUCGAUGCCCGCAGCCCCCACCGGAUGAGCGGCAUUGUGAAGGGUAACAACAAUGCCAACGACGAGCAAAUGUUUGGUGCAUGCAACUUCGACAUGUAA
Molecule: messenger RNA, 2829 nt
Organism: Thermothielavioides terrestris NRRL 8126
Lineage: Eukaryota; Fungi; Ascomycota; Sordariomycetes; Sordariales; Chaetomiaceae
Exons: 6
Coding region: 1-2829 (942 amino acids)
Biological process (GO): protein phosphorylation
Molecular function (GO): ATP binding; protein serine/threonine kinase activity
Source: RefSeq, a predicted model, not a curated record